Notothenia coriiceps (black rockcod) is the source of this 995-nucleotide messenger RNA. RefSeq names its product trafficking from ER to golgi regulator (gene tfg). Gene Ontology annotation, biological process: endoplasmic reticulum to Golgi vesicle-mediated transport; COPII vesicle coat assembly. The transcript is spliced from 6 exons. The coding region runs from base 172 to 936 and encodes 254 amino acids. NCBI's taxonomy places the organism in Eukaryota, Metazoa, Chordata, Actinopteri, Perciformes, Nototheniidae. Gene Ontology annotation, molecular function: identical protein binding. Gene Ontology annotation, cellular component: endoplasmic reticulum exit site. The record is from RefSeq and is a predicted model, not a curated record.
UACUGGUUGACGUUGACAGUCUUGGAGGCUUGGACACUUCCUGAUGCUGGUACCCGGGUCUAGCUAGGCUAGCUAAAAUAUAUUAAUUUCAGGGUUUAGGGAAACCUUUGAAACACAGCGCGGCCAAGUCGUCUGAUUCAGUGGUGGGAGCAGAAGAGGUCGGACGGCACCAUGAACGGCCAGCUGGACCUAAGCGGGAAGCUGAUCAUUAAAGCCCAGUUGGGCGAUGACAUCAGACGCAUCCCAAUCCACAACGAAGACAUUACUUACGACGAGCUAGUGCUGAUGAUGCAACGUGUCUUCAGGGGAAAGCUGCAGAGUAACGACGAGGUUACCAUCAAAUACAAGGAUGAAGAUGAUGACCUCAUCACCAUUUUUGACAGCUCCGACCUCUCCUUCGCCAUCCAGUGCAGUAGAAUACUCAAACUGACUUUGUUUGUGAACGGUCAGCCGCGGCCUUUGGAGUCUAGUCAAGUGAAGUAUCUGCGCAGGGAGCUCAUUGAGCUCAGGAAUAAAGUCAACAACCUCCUGGACAGCCUGGAGCCCCCAACCGAGCCGGGCCUGGCUUCUACAGCACCGGACAGUGAUUCAGUGGACGGACGUGAAGGCAAACUGAUGGCAGCAGAGCAGGCUGUGAAACACGCCACUCCAGUCAGCGCGGCCAGCAUGUCGGCCUUCGACCCCUUAAAAAACCAGGACGAGGUCAGCAAGAAUGUCAUCUCCGCUUUUGGACUGAGUGAGGACCAUGCCCAAGCUCCCCCAGCGUCGCUGUCACUAGAGGAGCGUUCAGGAACACCUGACAGCAUCAACUCCUCCUCUGCAGCUCCUCAGCCGGUGGCGCCUCCCCAACCACAGGCUCCCUAUCCUGGAGUGCAGCAGGGCCCCCCAGCUGCCUUGGAUGGUGAGUCACAACCACACACAGCGACUGCCCCAUGAAAUCCAAUAUCCCUGUAGGGGAAACUUCUGAAGCAAUAGGAGUCAGGACUCAGAGAGAC